Molecule: messenger RNA, 897 nt
Organism: Clonostachys solani
Lineage: Eukaryota; Fungi; Ascomycota; Sordariomycetes; Hypocreales; Bionectriaceae
Source: the annotation of a GenBank genome assembly
AUGGCUGCCGUCACUACUAUCAAAGUUCCUCAUUUGGGAGGCAUCACUGCAGGCUACCGCUUGUCAGGUGGCUUCGCCGACCCAACAAAACCAACACUGGUACUGAUCAACUCUAUGUGCACUACAUCCGCCCUCUUUGAGUCCCAGUUCAAGAGCAAGGCUCUCACCGACGCCCUUAAUCUCCUGGCGAUUGAGCCUCUUGGCCAUGGGGCCACAAGCUGCCCCUCCGAGCACUUCACUUAUUGGGACACCGCCAUCAUGGCGCUCCAGGUCCUGGAUGCCCUGAAGAUCAACAAGGCAUUUGCUCUAGGUACUAGCCAGGGGGGCUGGGUGGUCGUCCGUAUGGCACUGCUCGCUCCAGAGAGGAUCCUCGGCCUCCUACCCUUGGGUACAUCCAUGGACUAUGAGUCGGCUGCCUCGCGUGAAAAGGGGUGUUGGGACCCCAAGACGUCACUCCAAGGCUUCAUUGAAUCUUGGACGAGUGCUGAGCCCACUCCUGAUUUCGUAGUCGAUGAGGCUUGGCGAGGGAGUGUUGCAAGGCUCGGAUUCUCCGGCGCCGUCAGCCCUGAGACACUGGCUUUUUGGGAUGAGACAAUCAAGAGUGUGUAUAGUGGUGAUAACGGCCGAAAGAAGGCCCGCAUGGCCACUCUUAAUCUCUGCCACCGUGAUGGGCUCCUCCCGCGUCUUGGAGAUGUCAAAUGCCCUGUGUAUUGGCUUCAGGGCCCCGACGACCCGGUGUAUGGAAACAUUAUUCCCAAUGAGCAUAUCAAGUUAUUCACAUCCUCGCCUGAUGCCACGGUAACUUUUGUUGAAGGAGCUGGCCACUACCUCAAUGCAACAAACCCCAAAGAGACCGAGGAAGCUAUACUGAAGAUGGUUAAGAAGUAUUCACCAUAG